UUCAUUUUUUGCUUUGGAAUACAUGAUUUUUCUCUCUUUUACUUAUUUAUUUUCUUUUAGACCUUUCCUCUUCUUUUCUCUUUUCCUUUCUUCCUUAACUCAUAUGGAUUCUACCUCUUUCAGUACUACUACUUUGUCAACUUCAUGCAUGGACUAAUUCUUCAUCUUCUUGUUUCACUUUGCUAAGCCCUCCAUUAAUAUUUCUUCUUCACUAAGAAUAAUCUUCAAAAAAACAAAAAAAAUAUAAUAUGGCUUCAAUGAACUGGUUGGGUUUUUCUCUUUCCCCUCAAGAACUCCCUGCAUCACAAUCUCACCAUGAUGAUCAUCAUCAUCAUCAUCAUCAUCAAGAUCACUCUCAGACAUCCGUCUCUCGCCUCGGUUUCAACUCUGAUGAAAUCUCUGGUACCGAUGUCUCCGGGGAGUGUUUUGAUCUAACUUCUGAAUCUGCCGCUCCAUCUCUCAACCUCCCUCCCCCUUUUGGUAUAUUUGAAGCAUUUAAUAGAAACAACCAGGCUCAAGAUUGGAAUAUGAAGGGUUUAGGUAUGAACUCGGAUACAAACUACAAGAACACCUCGGAUUUGUCUAUGUUAAUGGGUACUACUUCUACUACAUGCAGUAGUAGCCAAAACCUUGAGAACCAACACCACCAGCCAAAGCUUGAAAACUUCCUCGGCCGACACGACCCCACUGCCGCCGACUACAUGUUCCAAAGCUGUUCUCUCCAGCUUCCUUCUGAGGCGCCAGCAGCCGAAACAGCGAAUGGCGGUGCAAGCGGUGGUGGUGGAAGUAUCAAUAAUAGUUCUAUUGGAUUAUCGAUGAUCAAGACAUGGUUGAGAAAUCAGCCUGCACCGACUCACACUGAGAACAAGAACGAUGGCGGUGCAACUUGUAAUAACAAUAAUAAUAAUAAUAAUAAUGGUGGGAACAUGAUGACGACGACUGCGGCUGCGCAGACUCUUUCGUUGUCGAUGAGCACGGGAUCGCAGUCGAGCUCGGCACUGCCGCUUCUUACUAGCAGUGGUGGUGGUGGUGGAAGUGGAGGAGACAGUUCUUCUUCGGAUAAUAAACAGCAGCCGACUAGUUCGACCACCGCGCAAGAUGGCCAGACCGGUGCAAUUGAGACCGUGCCUAGAAAGUCUAUUGAUACAUUUGGACAGAGAACAUCGAUUUAUCGUGGCGUUACAAGGCACAGAUGGACAGGAAGAUAUGAGGCUCAUCUUUGGGAUAAUAGUUGUAGAAGAGAAGGACAAACUCGCAAAGGAAGACAAGGAGGCUAUGACAAAGAAGAAAAGGCAGCUAGAGCUUAUGAUCUAGCAGCACUCAAAUACUGGGGUACCACAACCACUACCAAUUUCCCUAUUAGCAACUAUGAAAAAGAGUUGGAAGAGAUGAAGCAUAUGACAAGGCAGGAGUACGUUGCAUCUUUGCGAAGGAAGAGUAGUGGCUUUUCUCGGGGUGCAUCCAUAUACCGAGGUGUAACAAGACACCACCAGCAUGGGAGAUGGCAAGCAAGGAUUGGAAGAGUGGCCGGAAACAAAGACCUCUAUCUGGGAACUUUCAGCACACAAGAAGAAGCAGCAGAAGCUUAUGACAUUGCAGCAAUCAAGUUCCGAGGUCUCAAUGCAGUCACUAACUUCGACAUGAGCAGAUACGACGUUAAAUCCAUCCUAGAAAGCAGCACAUUGCCAAUUGGUGGUGCAGCAAAGAGACUCAAAGACGUUGAGCAAGCCGAAAUGACAGUCGAUGGACAGCGAACCGACGACGAUAAUCUGAGUUCGCAAUUAACAGAUGGAAUCAGCAGCUAUGGUGCGGCUGCAACCAACCAUGGAUGGCCCACCCUCGCAUUCCAGCAAGCCCAGCCUUUCAGCAUGCACUAUCCUUAUGGUCAAAGAGUGUGGUGCAAGCAAGAACAGGAUUCCGAUAACCAUGGUUUCCAAGACCUUCAUCAUCAAUACCAAACGAGUAGUACUCACAAUUUCUUUCAACCCAAUUCAGUUCUCCACAAUCUAAUGGGAAUGGAUUCCACUUCGUUGGAGCAUAGCUCGGGUUCGAAUAACUCGGUCAUUUACAGCAAUGGAGCAAGUCAUGGAGAUGGAAAUGGUGGAGUUGGGUAUGGAAGCAGCAAUGGAGGCUAUGCGAUCCCAAUGGCAACUGUUAUAUCAAAUGAGAAUCAUCAAAAUCAUGGAAAUGCUGGCAAUGGUUUCGGAGACAGCGAUGUUAAGGCGCUUGGUUAUGAGAAUCUCUUUGGUUCCGCGGAUCCUUACCAUGGUAGGAACUUGUACUAUCUUUCGCAGCAAUCGGCGGUCGGUGUGGUUAAAGCAGGUGGUGGUUACGAUCAAGGUUCGGCGUGCAACAAUUGGGUUCCGACCGCCGUUCCAACCAUCGGACCGAGGUCCGGUAAUAUGGCAGCAGUUUGCCAUGGAGCUCAAACUUUUACAGUUUGGAAUGAUACAUAGAAGUUGAUGGGUCUAAUUAGGUAUGGACAGAGACAAAAGGGGAAUGUAUACACUGGGGAAUGUAUACACCAACUGAUUUCCUAAUUUUGAUUUUUCAUUUUCUAGUUUUUGUGCUUGGUUUUAACUUAAAAUUAUGAUCUAGGAGGAAGGGAGAUAGAUAGGGGAAUUUUGUAAUUUUCGGUCUCUAACUUGCACUAAAGCAAAUUUUAGUAGUAUAUUUGGGUCUUAGAUAUAGCUGAAGUUUAGCAAUAGCAUAUGAAGCGGGGUUCUUAUUAGGUUCUUUAUUAUUCCCACUUGAUAUGGAAUUUUGGGCAACUUCAGAUUUGAUCAGCAAAUAGAUCCUCGGAAAGUUUUUAAUUAUUACACCAGACUUUGUAAUUUUUGAAUAACUAUAUUUAUAUCGUACAAAGAAUGGGGUUUUCCAUUAAUUUGGUUUUGUUGAAUGUUUACUAUUUAUUUUUAAUUAUGUUCUAUAUA
Molecule: messenger RNA, 2933 nt
Organism: Ziziphus jujuba (common jujube)
Lineage: Eukaryota; Viridiplantae; Streptophyta; Magnoliopsida; Rosales; Rhamnaceae
Product: AP2-like ethylene-responsive transcription factor BBM
Exons: 8
Coding region: 249-2456 (735 amino acids)
Biological process (GO): regulation of DNA-templated transcription
Molecular function (GO): DNA-binding transcription factor activity; DNA binding
Source: RefSeq, a predicted model, not a curated record